Lytechinus pictus (painted urchin) is the source of this 2970-nucleotide messenger RNA. Its product is annotated as RNA polymerase II subunit A C-terminal domain phosphatase SSU72-like. The record is from RefSeq and is a predicted model, not a curated record. The transcript is spliced from 5 exons. The coding region runs from base 401 to 976 and encodes 191 amino acids. Lineage: Eukaryota; Metazoa; Echinodermata; Echinoidea; Temnopleuroida; Toxopneustidae. Gene Ontology annotation, cellular component: mRNA cleavage and polyadenylation specificity factor complex; nucleus. Gene Ontology annotation, biological process: termination of RNA polymerase II transcription. Gene Ontology annotation, molecular function: RNA polymerase II CTD heptapeptide repeat phosphatase activity.
ACUCCGCUCGAAAGUUCUACGAAAGCACGUUGAAGUAAGAUGUCUUCUCAACUAUGGUCUUCGCUUUGGUCUAAUGCAUUUUUAUUCUAGGGGGGAUAUAGAGGCAAAGAAAGGACAACAAAAAUGAUAAAAAGUUUGAACUAGAUUCGAUGAAACUAUAAGGUAUUUUAUUAAUAUGAAUUUGUCCACUUGGACUUUACACUUCCAACUGAUGAAUUGCUGAUGUCUGGCACCUUCAAAGUAGGUCCCAGGCCAGGCAAAUCAUCAUUUUUAGAAAAUGAAUCUGUCCAAAAACUUUUGACUCAACUCGUCUCACCUGCAUCACCCAGUACAGUGGUCUCACCCAGUCUCUCUCGAUCUUUAUCUGUCAAGAUAAAUAGCGGUAAAUCUGGUCAGAAAAAUGCCUCUAAAAAUUGCAGUUGUGUGCUCGAGUAAUCAAAACAGGAGUAUGGAAGCCCAUGCCAUAUUGAGCAAGAAAGGCUUCAAUGUGAAGUCGUAUGGAACCGGUGCCACGGUGAAGCUGCCUGGUCCGGCUGCAGACAAGCCCAACAUAUAUGACUUCAAGACGACAUACGAGGAGAUGUAUCAGGAUCUGAAACGCAAGGACCGUGAUUUAUAUACACAGAAUGGUAUUCUACAUAUGUUAGAUAGGAACAGAAGGAUAAAGCCAAAGCCAGAGAGAUUUCAGAGCACCAAAGAGAAGUUUGAUGUCGUUCUCACUGCAGAAGAAAGAGUUUAUGAUCAAGUGUUGGAAGAUUUUGAAUGCAAGGAGGAAGACACCCAGAUGCCAGUUCACAUCAUCAACAUUGACAUUCAAGAUAACCACGAGGAGGCCACUAUAGGAGCAUUUAGAAUGAGCAACUUGUGCAUAAAGCUUCAGGGGCUACGAGAUCUUGACAAGGAAAUAGAUGAACUAAUCCAGACAUUUGAAGAUGAACUCAACAUCAGUGUUUUACAUACGCUGUGUUUCUACUGACACUGGUUUAAUUCAGUCUUCAGUCAGGUGCCACAAAGAACUGAAUAACUUACUGGAAUAGACUGCCCAAUUAGGAACUGCUGAUAAGACCUUGUUUUUUCAGUCUUCAGAGGGCAUUCCUCAAAGAAGUAAUUACGGGAAAGGACUGCCCUCAGGAGCAUGGUGAUGAAUCUUGGGAUUUCUUCAUUCUUCAGUCAGCCGACACUUGGACUAAAUCCCUUGCAGGAAUGAACUACCAUCAAGAACUGAUGAGAAUACUUGGUUUUCUUCAGCCUUGAGUCAGGGGCCAUUUUUCAAAGCAGUAACUUCGUUAUGUAGGCAUGUCUUGGUCUUGUGGUUCUGAAACUCGCCUUUCAAACAGGGUCUUGGGUUCGAAUCCUAGCCAUGUUGUGUUUUCCGUCAGCAAAAAAUGUAACCGCACUGUGCUGCACUCGACCCAGGUGAUGUAAAUGGGUACCCGGCAGGAUUAUUUCCUUGAAUGCACUGAGAGCCGAUGAUGGGAGCUUGAGCUAAGACCGAAGAAAUAAUAGCAAGCGCUUUGUAUACUCAGGCAAAAAGUGCUAUAUAAAUCCAGCUAUUAUUAUUAUUGUUACGGUAAUGGAGUGCCCAGUCGUUAGCUAUUGAUAAUACCUUGUUUACUUCAGUCAGCGGCCACUCAAAAACUGAAUCCCGUGGAGGAUUGGUCUGUCCUCUAGAACCCAGCAAUAUUGCCAUGGUUUUCUUCAGCCUUUCGUCAAAGGCCAUGCCGCAAAGAACUAGAUCCCUUACAGGAAUGGACUGUCUAGUCAGGAAAUGGUGAGAAAACCUUGGUUUUCUACAGUCGUAGGACACUUUUAACCCGUUGGCAACUGUAUUCUUAAUUUUCAAAUAGACUUUGUACAGGAAUCAGUCGGUUCCAGUAGGCAAUGGGUUAAAAGAACUAAUCCCUUUCAGGAAUGACUUCCCUCAGGAACUGGUGAUAACACCUUGGUUUUCUUAAUUCUUCAGUCAGAAGCCAUGCCCCCCAAAAUUAGAUCCCGUACAGGAAUGGACUUCCCUGUGGAGAUGGCGAUAAAGCAUUGGUUUUCUUCCGUCAGAGGCCACUCAUGAAGUGUCAGAAGAUGCCUUUUUUUUAGAUAUUGGAACGAGAAUGUUGGAUAUCUAUAACCUCAGUCUUGGUCUUAAAUGAUCUCACUCCAUUCAUUAGAUAUUGUACUAUCAUGGUAUCAAAAAUUAAGUUCAAUCCCACACUUACUAAACCUUCCAAAAUAGCCUUAAACAUUCUGAAAGCUUUGUGGGACUGUUUAUGGUAACAAUGAUAGUGUAAUCUUUUGUGAUAAUUAUUUGACAUGGGAAGGCCAAGUUAGUACUUGUUCUGUAUGAAUUAUGAUUCCUUGAUCAAGAAUACUCUAUUUGAAACAAAAUAUUUCUUUGUACUUCACAAGCAAAUAGCAUAUUGUUAAUAAGCCAUAACUGAUGUUCUCUUUGAAAAUCAUGAAAAAAAGUAAUUUUUUGGCAGUCGGACUGUUCAGAAUGACAACAAUUCAUUCUCUUAUCUGCAGCAACCCCUUGUUUAAUGAAUAAUGGGCUUCAUGAAUAAUCAUUGUUUUCUUACACAGCCGUAUACAUAGAAACCUUACCUUACCACUGUUCCUUCUCUUUAAAGAGGUUGGAUGUCAUGGUUUUCCAUCUGUUUCUGUCCAGUGCUAUCUUGCAGCAUUUGUUUCAUAUCCCAGAAAAGGACCAUAAAUUUUAUGGUCCUUUUCAGGGAUAUUUUUCUCAUGUACAUGCUGCUUUUCAUGAAUUUGAUUGUAAUUUUAUGAAUUAUUAACCAAUCAAUAUACAAGUGAGGCAUAUGAUAUUCAUGGCUAUCACUGGAGUGCAGACUUUGAUGAAUCUACUCUUAAAAUUCUGUACCUAAAUUUUUCUUCUUUUGUAUUUACACAUUAUAGGCCAAGGUAUAUGAAUAUACUUCUGUAUUUUGCUCUUUGUAAUAAAUCAUGCCAAAACAAAUA